AAGCAAAUUUGAGUUAGUAAUCAUCUCGAUCUAUUAUCUCCUGUGUAUUUGUCUAUAACAAAUUAAGACUUACAGAUUAAUAUGGACAACUCCCAAAGAGCUUCUCAUCAAGCUGGCCAGGCCAAGGGCCAAGCUCAGGAAAAGGCCAGCAACUUGAUGGACUCUGCUAGCAAUGCUGCCCAAUCUGCCAAGGAAUCAGCCCAAAAUGCUGGUCAGCAAAUGCAGCAAAAGGCUCAGGGAGCUGCUGAUUCAGUUAGGGAUGCAAUGGGAGGCAACAAAUGAAGCUGAUCGAUGAAGAAUGUCGAUCAUCAUUAGCCUUAUUCUUUUGUUUCCUACAUAUUUAGCCUCCACCUUUGUUUUUGUUCCACACAUUUUUAUCGUUGUGCGUUGAGUUUUGCUUUUGAGGUUUUACCUUUCUUCUGAUCUUGCAAGAAGAAAGUUUCCACAUUGUUAUCACUUGCUAUUCAAUAAUUCCAAGGGCAUUUCAUUUUUCCUCC
This is a messenger RNA of Fragaria vesca subsp. vesca, 497 nucleotides long. RefSeq lists its product as uncharacterized. NCBI's taxonomy places the organism in Eukaryota, Viridiplantae, Streptophyta, Magnoliopsida, Rosales, Rosaceae. The transcript is spliced from 3 exons. The record is from RefSeq and is a predicted model, not a curated record. Bases 82 to 282 code for a protein of 66 amino acids.